This is a messenger RNA of Tachysurus vachellii, 1743 nucleotides long. RefSeq names its product N-myc downstream regulated 1b (gene ndrg1b). The record is from RefSeq and is a predicted model, not a curated record. The coding region runs from base 149 to 1258 and encodes 369 amino acids. Gene Ontology annotation, biological process: signal transduction. NCBI's taxonomy places the organism in Eukaryota, Metazoa, Chordata, Actinopteri, Siluriformes, Bagridae. The transcript is spliced from 14 exons. Gene Ontology annotation, cellular component: cytoplasm.
UACUCUGCUGUCUUCUGGUCAACAUGCAAAGCAGGCUGGGGGCAGGGACCACAUUGUAAACAAAGGGCUUUAAAAUCCAGCUCAAUACACAUUCAGCCAUUACAGCAGAGUGGAUGGUACUGAUUUAUUUAAUACAACAGCAGCAAGAAUGGUACUAGAGAACUCUGAGCACUGCUUCAUCACUGAGGCUAAAGUUUCUAAAGAUAAUGUGGAGACUCCAUACGGUAUCGUGCAGUGCACCAUGCAUGGUAUUGCUAGGGGAAACCGACCUGUCAUCCUGACCUACCAUGACAUCGGACUAAACCAUAAGACCUGCUUCAGCAAUUUGUUCACCCAUGAGGACAUGCUGGAAAUCACACAGUAUUUCUCUGUGUGCCACAUCAAUGCACCAGGGCAACAGGAAGAUGCUAGCACUAUCCCCACAGGAUCCACCUACCCCUCAAUGGACCAGCUCUCUGAGACUAUCCCUAUUGUUCUCCAGCAUUAUGAUAUUACGAGCAUUAUUGGAAUGGCAGUUGGGGCUGGAGCCUACAUCCUUGCACAGUUUGCUCUGAACCAUCCUGAACUGGUUGAGGGUCUUGUUCUGAUCAACAUUGAUGCUCAGGCAGAAGACUGGAUGGACUGGGCAGCACAUAAGAUCUCUGGCUGGACACAUAAUGUUCUUAAUAUGAUCAUCACCCACCUGUUUGGAAAUGAGGAAAUUCACAACAACCAUGACCUGAUAGCAACCUUUCGGCAUCACAUCCUAAACAACAUUAACCAGAGAAACUUGGAGCUGUUUGUCAAGUCCUAUAACAGUCGAAGGAAUCUGGAUGUUGAGAGACCUCCUCCAGGUGGAAACCUCAAUGUGAAAACCCUGAAGUGCCCAACUCUUCUGGUUGUAGGAGAUAGCUCUCCUGCUGUUGAUGCUGUGGUUGACUUCAAUUCAAGAAUGAAUCCAACAAAAACCACCCUACUUAAGAUGGCUGACUGCGGAGGCCUUCCUCAGGUUGAUCAGCCCGCCAAGCUAGCAGAGGCCUUUAAGUACUUCAUUCAGGGACUGGGAUAUAUUCCCACAGUUAGCAUGACCCGCCUGUCACGCUCCCGCACUGUCUCUGGCAGCAGCAUCUCCGCUCUCGAGGCUGUUCAGAGUCACAAUUCCACUGGAGAGGAGCAGCAUGGACACCGUCACACCAGCAUAUCUAUAGACAAUGACUCUGACAGCAGCACAGAGCUGAGAUUAUUGGGAACAACACAACCAAGUCAGGUGUACUGCUGAAGGCAUCACUGUUAGUACAUUUACAUACAUCCUUCAUGAAAAACCUGAUUAUAUCAACCAUUUCCUCAUCCUUCAUUCUCAGUUUCACUCGGCUUCAAAUGACCUAGGCUAUAAAUUAUGUGAUGAUUGCAGUUUUGUAAGCAGAGACUGCAUUAUACAAGCAGUUUUAUUUAUUUUGCUUAUGGAUUCUAUCUAUUUUAAAUGGAUGAAUGUGUUUUUGUUAGGUGUGUAUUAUACUUUUUAUGAAUGCAAAAAGCAGGAGAACCAAUCUUUUUUUACAAUUUGCAACCCAUAUAACCAAAAACAAAUGCUUUCAUAGCGAACAAUAUGAACGAAAAAUCUCAAUGGACUGUUCAGAAAUUCAGUUAUAUUUGUAAUCAAAUUGUCAACAUUUGCAGAAAAUUGGUCACAUGAAGGUUACAUAAAGCCCAAUUACAUAUGCACAUAAGCCUGUAUUGUUUCAAUGUUGUAUAAAGAUCUUUCUC